AUGUCAACAAGGAACAACCGAAGCACGGGAGGGGCCCCUGAGAAUCGAUCACCAGACAUUGCUCAGCUCAUAGCCCAACAGGUUCGAGAUGCCAUCCCUAGCAUUGUCACUCAAGUUACCGCCAGCAUCGACAACCAUCGAAGAAAUGAUGGAGAUCAGAGUGGCAGUGAUCGAGGAUGCACCUACAAGACUUUUAUGUCAUGUAAGCCUAAGGAGUUUUACGGCAAGGAAGGCGCCAUAGGAUUAUUGUCCUGGUUUGAUAGCAUGGAGUCUGUACUCCAUAUUAGUAAGUGCUCGGAGGAUCGUAAGGUGGAAUAUGCGGCAUGUCAAUUGCAAGGCAGGGUUCUCACUUGGUGGAAUAUCCAAGUGCAAACCAGGGGUCGAGAAGYGGCGUACAAUUUGUCAUGGGAAGAUUUCAAGAAACUACUCAUAGAGGAAUACUGCUCUAAGAGUGAGGUGCAAAAACUGGAAGCAGAAUUCUGGAACCAUACCAUGAAGGGCAUGGAUGUGGACACGUAUACARCACGUUUCCAUGAACUUGCCAAGCUUGUUCCACACAUGGUGACUCCGGAAGAGAAAAGGAUUGAUAGGUACAUUUGGGGACUGGCUCUUGAGAUCCGAGGGAUGGUGACAUCCGCUAACCCCGCUACCAUCCAAAGCGCGGUGGUUUUAGCCGGUCGCUUAACCAACGAUGCUAUUAGAGCAGGAGCAGUAGGCAAGGUGAAUGUAGGUGGGAAAAGGAAGCCGGAAGAUCAACUAGGACGGAAGACCAGUGGUAGUUCGAACCAGAGCUCGCAAUUAGUUAGGAACUUUGGAGUAAGGGCACAAGGGCAAGGAACAUACAUGGGUUCCUUACCAAAAUGUAACAAGUGCAACCGUCACCACCACGGAACUUGUCUUCGGUGUGCAAAGUGUAAUCAGCUAGGACACACCGGACAGUACUGUAGGAAGGAAGGAGAAACUCAUAGUGAAAGGAAGAGAUGCUUCGAAUGUGGAAGCCAGGACCAUUUUAGGGACAGAUGUCCUAAAUUAAGGACAAGACCGAGGAGCAACAUCAGUGGUAGUCAAGGAAGUCGCACCAAUUCAGUGAGUCAGGGAAUGCAAGCUCGGGGAAGGGCUUUUGUGAUUGGAGCUGAAGAGGCACGUCAGGAUCCCAAUGUGGUAACAUGUACGUUUCUUUUAAACGACCAUUAUGCAUCGGUGAUUUUUGACUCUGGUGCCGAUAGAAGUUUUGUUUCCUUAGACUUUAGACCCCUAAUUCACUUAAACUCUAAAAGWCUAGAUGAAGCGUACACUAUAGAAAUGGCUGACAGACGAAAGUUCGAGGCUUGUGAUAUAAUUCCUGAUUGCACUUUAGGCCUAGCUGAUAGGCUGUUUAGUAUAGAUCUCAUUCCGAUCGAGUUAGGAAGUUUUGAUGUAGUUAUAGGCAUGGAUUGGUUGUCACUAAAUAGAGCUCAAAUAGGCUGUUAUGAGAAGGUUGUAAGGAUUCCAUUACAAGGCGGCGAGACACUCAUAGUCCAAGGCCAAACACCUGAGAGAAGCCUUAGGAUGGUAUCCUGUAUGAAGAUUCAUAGCUACUUGAGGAAGAAGUACCUGGCGUUCUUAGCCCAGGUGACAGAAAAGAAACCUGAAGGGAAGAAACUUGAGGACAUUUCGGUAGUACCAUAUUAUCCUGAGGUGUUUCCAGACGAGUUGCCCGGACUACCUCCACCAAGGCAGGUCGAGUUCCAAAUCGACUUAAUUCCUGGAGCAGCACCGGUUGCCAAAGCACCAUACCGCUUAGCACCGGCAGAAAUACAGGAGUUGUCAAACCAAAUACAGAAUUUACUAGAGAAAGGAUUUAUUCAGCUAAGCUCUUCACCCUGGGGAGUACCUGUAUUGUUCGUUAAGAAAAAGGAUGGAUCCCUCAGAAUGUGCAUAGACUAUAGGGAGCUGAACAAGUUGACUAUCAAGAAUCGUUAUCCACUCCCUAGGAUAGACGAUUCGUUUGAUCAGCUUCAAGGCACUAGCUUCUUUUCUAAGAUAGAUCUACGGUCAGGGGUCAGGAUAUCACCAGCUGAGAGUCCAUGUAAAGGAUGUUCCUAA
Messenger RNA from Cynara cardunculus var. scolymus (artichoke), 2085 nucleotides. RefSeq lists its product as uncharacterized. The record is from RefSeq and is a predicted model, not a curated record. The coding region runs from base 1 to 2085 and encodes 694 amino acids. NCBI's taxonomy places the organism in Eukaryota, Viridiplantae, Streptophyta, Magnoliopsida, Asterales, Asteraceae. The transcript has a single exon. Gene Ontology annotation, biological process: proteolysis. Gene Ontology annotation, molecular function: aspartic-type endopeptidase activity; zinc ion binding; nucleic acid binding.